Messenger RNA from Rana temporaria (common frog), 987 nucleotides. Its product is annotated as trichohyalin-like. Gene Ontology annotation, cellular component: plasma membrane. Gene Ontology annotation, molecular function: transmembrane signaling receptor activity. The transcript is spliced from 6 exons. Lineage: Eukaryota; Metazoa; Chordata; Amphibia; Anura; Ranidae. The record is from RefSeq and is a predicted model, not a curated record. The coding region runs from base 1 to 987 and encodes 328 amino acids.
AUGGCCGACGCCAUCACCUACGACCUGAAAUUCAGUACCAUCCAACUGAAGGAAUUCAGACAUGGCGAUAUCACCCCGGAGUCACCACAUGGAAUGAAGGAGAUCACAUACAAGAAUGUCAGUCCUGUGAUAGGAGGACAGAAGAGCCGAGCAAAGGCCAAAAGAGGAUUCUGUGCUGGUCGUUGUUUCCUUAUCACGCUCUGCGCCAUUUUCCUGACAUCCCUGACCGCCAUCAUCGCUCUGUCUACACAGUUAUUUCAGGCGUCUCAGCGGAUCAGAUUGGAGGAAUUACGUCAGGAACGCGGAGGUCUGAACUCCAGCCUCUCUGGAGACAUCCAUACGAAGGAAUCCGUGGUUCGGGAACUUCGGGAAUCUCUCACCCAGACAGAGGAGGAGCUGAAAACAUCUCACAUCGAUCUACAGAAGAGUCGGGAGGAAGGGAAGGAGAUGAUCCAGAAUCUGGAGAGGACCCUCCAGGAGAAGGAGGACACAGAGAUCACUGUGAAGGAACUCCGAGGAGAUCUCAUGGAUGCCGGAAACAAGGUGCAAGAAAAGGAAGAGGAGCUCAUCAGGUGUGAAGACAAUCUGGAAUCGGUCAACUUGCAAAAGAGGGAUGCUGACCAGACGAUCUCUCACAUGAGGAAUUCUCUCUCUGAUGUCCGGCAGAAACUGAAGAUACAAGAGGACAGUCUUUCCAAGAAGGAUCGAGAACUUGAUGACACAAAGAAGACAAUCAAUCAGGUUCAGCAGAGUCUGAGGAACGUACAAGAGCAGCUCAAGAAGCUGAGCAACCUGGAAGAGCGGCUAAGUGACCUGGAGGAGGGGCUAGGUGACAUGGAGGAGGAGCUAAGCGACCUGAAGAAGAAGCUGGGUGGAGCUGCCCAGUGCUUCCGCAAAAGCUACCAAAUCAAACUUACCUCUCCUGCUGCCGCUUAUGAGGAAUCCUCCAGAAGUGUCUUCUGCAAGCAAGACUUCCAGAAGUGUUGA